CCCCUCCCCGCCCCUCCCACGGCUCCGGGAGCCUCUCCUCUCCCGCCCCAGAAGUUCAGGGGUCCCCGCUCGGCCUCCCGCGCUCCGGCCGCCGGGACCCUCCGCCUCCGGGAGCAGCCACCUCGGUCCCCGCGAACAUGGCGAGGAGGAGCCGCCGCUGCCUCCUGCUGCUGCUGCGCUACCUGGUGGUCGCCCUGGGCUGUCCGAAGACCUUUGGAUUGUCUGACCCAAAAGACCAUCAAGUAAUCACAGCAAUAGAGUAUCAAGAGGUUAUUUUAACCUGCAAAUUCCCAAGGAAGACCCCAGCCUCCAGAUUAGAGUGGAAGAAACUGGGGCAGAGUGUCUCCUUUGUCUACUAUGGCCAGGAUCUCAGAGGUGACUUUAAAGAUCGAGCUCAGAUGAUGGAUUUCAGUAUCAGGAUCAAAAAUGUUACAAGAAAUGAUGCCGGGAAAUACCGUUGUGAAGUUAGCACCCCAACUAACGAAGGCCAAAGGCUGGAAGAGAACACGGUCACUCUAGAAGUAUUAGUGGCUCCAGGAGUUCCAACAUGUGAAGUCCCCAAUUCUGUUCUGAGUGGAACUGUGGUGGAGCUGCGCUGUCAAGACAAAGAAGGGAACCCGGCUCCUACAUACACGUGGUUUAAGGACGGCACCCGCCUGUUUGGGAAUCCCAAGCUCGACGCCCACAUCACCAACAGCUCUUACACAGUGAAUACAAAGUCUGGAACUCUGCAAUUUAACACUGUUUCAAAACUGGACAGCGGAGAGUAUUACUGCGAAGCUCGUAACUCUGUUGGAUUUCGCAGGUGCCGUGAGAAACGAAUGCAAGUAGAUGAUCUCAACGUGAGUGGCAUCAUAGCGGCCGUGGUGGGAGUGGCCUUAGUGGUUUCCAUCUGCGGCCUUGGUGUGUGCUAUGCCCAGAGGAAAGGCUACUUUUCAAAGGAAACCUUCCAGAAGAGUAACUCUGCAUCUAAAGCCACUCCAAUGGGUCAAAAUGAUUUCAAGCACUCAAAAUCCUUUAUAAUUUAAAAGAAUUCCACCUCUGAAAUACACCAAUACCACAGUUGUUCACAAGUUAUUAAAAGAUUAUAACACUC
Molecule: messenger RNA, 1096 nt
Organism: Myotis daubentonii (Daubenton's bat)
Lineage: Eukaryota; Metazoa; Chordata; Mammalia; Chiroptera; Vespertilionidae
Gene: JAM2
Product: junctional adhesion molecule 2
Biological process (GO): leukocyte cell-cell adhesion
Cellular component (GO): tight junction; cell surface; plasma membrane
Source: RefSeq, a predicted model, not a curated record